AUGAACUCAAAGAAUAAGAAAUGGUUGAUGCAACCCAAGAUGUGCGCAAUGUUGGCAAUGAAGUCGGGGAAGCCCUUGAAGAUGUGCGAAAGAAGUGGCCCUGGAAUCAAAGAAACCGGGAACAGCGCAAGAAGAAUAGCAGCAUUCACCACAAUCGGACCAAGUGUGAUAAAGGCAAGACGUAAGAGCGAGUUCGAUGGCUCGCCAGCUCUGGCUGUCAAGAACGAUGGACGUUUUCAGCCAGCUCAAGAAGUUGCGGUAAUCAACAAAGAAUUCGGUGAAUUGGAACUGGUUUGGAUUGAAAAGGAAUGGCGACAAGAACAAUGCAAUCACAGUACACCAGAAGUACAGGAAGGCGACGUUCCACAUAACCAAGGAACAGUAGAGAAGCAUAAGGAACAUGGUGGAAGCAAAAUAAAGACUCUCGAAACAGAACCUGCUCAGAAUGAAGACGUUAUUCAAGUGGAAACCAGGAUGCGCAUAGUAGAAAGACAAGAAUCUGUCCAAAGGAAGUUGCGUUCCAAGAUAGAAGUACUCACGAGAAAGCAUUUGCUCUCCCAUUCCUGCUCCAAUCUUGGUUGUGAAGUUCAAGAUAGAACCAAAUCCAAGGUCUCUACCUUUUCCGCAUUGGAAGUAUUCACAAUGCUUGAUUCUUCCUCCACGCAACAAAGCAUUCAUACCAGCAUAGAUAUCCUCGUUCAAAUGCAAUCCUUUUUGAGAUUUAGAGACACCUCCUCUUGUGGUCAUGAAGAUCGAGUUCAAAAAAUCAGGAUGCCCGUAAUGCAACUUUCCUCCAACAUAUGCCAAGGGUUUUUGGGUGAUGGUAGCAGAUCGUUAACGUCUUCAACUGGCUCGAGAUAUGGGUCCGCUGGUGGGGCCAGCUCUUCGAAUUCUGCCAGGAUACUUCUGAUCUUGAUACAUUCUUCCAGAUAA
This is a messenger RNA of Ogataea philodendri, 933 nucleotides long. RefSeq lists its product as uncharacterized. Bases 1 to 933 code for a protein of 310 amino acids. Lineage: Eukaryota; Fungi; Ascomycota; Pichiomycetes; Pichiales; Pichiaceae. The transcript has 5 exons. The record is from RefSeq and is a predicted model, not a curated record.